Cucumis melo (muskmelon) is the source of this 1582-nucleotide messenger RNA. RefSeq lists its product as uncharacterized. The record is from RefSeq and is a predicted model, not a curated record. Lineage: Eukaryota; Viridiplantae; Streptophyta; Magnoliopsida; Cucurbitales; Cucurbitaceae. The coding region runs from base 616 to 1182 and encodes 188 amino acids. The transcript is spliced from 4 exons.
UGUAGAGUAUGGUAGACUCCCAGUCGGCCUAUUUGUUGUGGUUAAAGGAUUGUGUGGUCUAAUGGGGUGGUUUAGAUUUAGCCCCUACCUUCCUUCCUUUGUACAGAGCUUAUUAAUACUUUGAAUCAUUUAGUUGUGAAAUUAUCUGAGAUUUCGAAUUCUGUUGAGUUUAUACUGUAUUCAACUUCCUCCUUCUGGUGUAGGCUUUUCUAUGGUGUCUACUACAUGCUGCGAGUGGGUUGGCCUAUCGUUUGACGUCGACGGUAUGAUUCAUGGUAAUUAGGGUUUUCAAAUGAAUUCAUUUCUAUUUUAUAAAAUUUAAAGAAAGACACACUCACACACACACUUUAAAGCCAGUGGGUAAUAUGAUAAUUUAACUGGAAAAUUAGCAAAAAUUAAGAAAAGUGUGCUACUUUCCCUAAUUUCCAAUUUAACCCUAUGAUUUUAACGAAUAAAUAAUGAAAAAAAUUCUUCACCCUUACGCGCGGAAUAUGUGUAUGCAUAUCUUUGAGGACCCGAGAUAGAAGAGAGAAAUAGAGAAGAAGAAGAAGCUCUGAUCGGAAUAAACCAACGAGCAGACUGAAAAUAGGAAGAAGAAUUUGAAGACAAAGAUUCAUGAGUUCUUCUUCAGUAAUAACUCCAGAAGACGUUCUGGAGUCGUUGAUGAAUGAUGGCACUAUUGAUUCUCUCAGGUUGAAGAUCAUUAACCAGCUCAAAGCCAAUGAGGAGCUUAAGAAUACCACCAUUAAAAUGGUAGAACAAAGCAAAGUCCUCAAUACUCCUGGGGCAGAGAAACAGACCAAAAGGGAGCUAUUUGAUGCUCUUCGACAGGAACUCGAAGCACCAGUACUGGAGAAAGCCUCUAAAUCUGUUUGGGAAUUAAUUUUGGACAACAAUGGAUUAGGCAAAGAAAUAAACGACACGGUUGAAAAAGUAUUUUGUCGAUUGAGUGGCAAGGAACCUCCAUUGUUUCUUCCUCAAAAUGGGGAUAUGCCACCAGUAAAAGAAACUGAGCUCGAGAAAGGCAAGGGAAAAGAACCUGAAGAUAAUUAUCACAAGGAAAAAUCACAACCUGUUAGGAAAAGGAGUUUCAAUGACAUGAAUGGCAAAGAGGAAAACGCUGUUGCUGAUGGAGCUGGAGAAAGUCUAGCUGUACCUGAAGAACAUAGUAGGUCACCUUAGUUGAGUUUGAAGACAAAAAUCUAAUGAACCAUGCUCUAUAACGACAGAUCUCCCAGUUGUAGAAUGUGAUCAUUAGUUCGAGCUCUUUCAACUUAAUCUGAUGUGCAUGGCCUGUGUUGAACACAAACAAAAUUUGACACUGCACGGUGCACACCCCAUUGAUUGGAGUUCAAAAUUUUGUUUGUGUUGAUGUAGGCGAACACUUCUGUGAACUUUAAUGUUCCACAUAACUUUAUGGUUAGGAAAUAGGAUGGUUAGUCGUAAAAGACUAGCUUUUGUUUGUAAUCUAAUCUAUCUACCCAUGUGAAUGCUGUGAAAAGCCACAUAAAUACUGAUUGGCCUUGUUGUGCAGUACUCAGAAGACUAACUAGAUGAAGCUUUCAAGAACUUUCUUUGUUCA